CAAUCUACACGUAAACAUCUUAUUUUUAUCAAUUUUUCGAAUUACUACGAAAGUUUUGGUUGACGUGUUCUUAUAGCUAUUUAUUUCUUUCCGUUCAUUAAGUAAUUAUUUAAUAUUUAAAGAUGAGUUUCCUAAAUUUCGUCAACAUUCCAAUGCACAUGGAUUUCGAGGGGCAAAGAAGAGCUGAAAACUAUGCCCGAAUCAUCAUCACCAUAUUUGGAGUUAUUGGAUUAAUUUGGGGAUACGUCGAGCAGAAGUUUUCGUACACUAUUUACACUUUGGGAGUAGGAUUCGCGAUAUCUGUUCUUUUAUCGUUACCACCCUGGCCGAUGUAUAGAAGACAUCCUUUACAAUGGCAGAAAGUCAAAGAAGAGGGAAGUGGUGAACAGAAAAAGAAAAAAUAAUUUAUUCGAUGUUAGCUAAUUUUAGUUGUGUUUUUUUCGAUGUUGAAAUUAUGUUAAGAUCUCUACCGAAGAAUCUAUCUAAAUUUAAAAUUUCAUUGUUUCAUGUGUGAAAGAUUUCCUUCGUUCAUUUUGUAAAUUAUUAUUGUAUUAUUGAUUAUGUAAGUUUUGGAAUUUGUGAAAAGUUUGUUGUGCUGGUUAUAUGAUUUAAUUUUUUUCUCGUAAAAAUGUAUCGCAUUCUUCGUGUUUAUUCAUUAUUUAUAUUUUAAAGUCAUGUUGGGUCCUAUUUUAGAGAAUUUCAUUUUCAUUUUUCUUUUAUUUUAGUUUAUUAAAUGAAGAAUUUAUUCUAAA
Molecule: messenger RNA, 752 nt
Organism: Planococcus citri (citrus mealybug)
Lineage: Eukaryota; Metazoa; Arthropoda; Insecta; Hemiptera; Pseudococcidae
Gene: Spase12
Product: Signal peptidase complex subunit Spase12
Exons: 4
Coding region: 123-404 (93 amino acids)
Biological process (GO): protein targeting to ER
Cellular component (GO): endoplasmic reticulum membrane; signal peptidase complex
Source: RefSeq, a predicted model, not a curated record